AAAUAUACGGUCAAUUCAUUGACGGAUGUGGUGGAGGGCUGUGAAUGUCGGGUCAAUAAUCUGGAAACAGCCGCCAAAAGCAAGAAUUUGGUGGCACUGGAUGUCGAUCAGAUCAUAAGCCGGGCCUACUCUAAGGAGGGUCUCAUUGAACGGGAUUAUCACAUAUUUAAUAAUAAUUGCGAAGUAUUUGCCACGUGGUGUCGAUAUGGACAGGGAUUUAGCCUUCAAAGUGAGGCCAAAGAAGGAAAACCAUUGAUUGAAACGAUUGAAUCUGUACACAUAAUGUCGGACAACGCGAAUGAACAGAAAGAGAGAUCGACGAGUGGAUGGGGUUUCGUGGCCGGAGUGGUCGCAGCGACGGCUGGAGCUGCCGCUGCCUUUUGGGAGUAUAAGAGGGAAAGGAGUGAAUUUGAUGAGCAACUGACCCAAAUCCGAAAGGAGUGUCCCAAUCCUUUUGUGAGCAUACAUAAUAUAAAACCAAUCGCCGGAGAUCUCAUUGAGAUCAAGAGGAAAGACUACUCUCAUUGGGCUGUAUAUGUGGGAAAUGGAUUCGCUGUCCACCUCAACAGAAAUGCCAAUGAAUUUGAUUAUAAAUAUAUGUUAAGUCCACUGAAGGAUGUGGUGGACGGCUGUGAAUGUCGGGUCAAUAAUCUGGAAAAGGCUGCCAGUGGUAGAAAUUUGGUGGCACUGGAUGUCAAUGAGAUCGUACGACGGGCAUACUCUAGACAGGGUCAGGUUGAAGAGAACUAUGAUUUGUUUAAAUAUAAUUGCGAAGAUUUUGUCACGUGGUGUCGAUAUGGACAUGGAUUUAGUCUUCAAAGCGAUGCCAAAACAGGAAAGCCAUUGAUUGAGACUUUUGGUCCAAUUAUCAAUAAUGCGCUCAAAUAUACAAAUAGUGGUUCAGUUGACCCCUCUUCCGAUAAGGUUAAAGAGGUCUCGAAGACAUUGAAUUCA
Messenger RNA from Oppiella nova, 954 nucleotides. The record is from the annotation of a GenBank genome assembly. NCBI's taxonomy places the organism in Eukaryota, Metazoa, Arthropoda, Arachnida, Sarcoptiformes, Oppiidae.